Haliotis rufescens (red abalone) is the source of this 2671-nucleotide messenger RNA. RefSeq names its product transcription factor Sox-14-like. Lineage: Eukaryota; Metazoa; Mollusca; Gastropoda; Lepetellida; Haliotidae. The transcript has a single exon. The coding region runs from base 186 to 995 and encodes 269 amino acids. Gene Ontology annotation, molecular function: DNA-binding transcription factor activity, RNA polymerase II-specific; RNA polymerase II cis-regulatory region sequence-specific DNA binding. The record is from RefSeq and is a predicted model, not a curated record. Gene Ontology annotation, biological process: anatomical structure morphogenesis; cell differentiation; regulation of DNA-templated transcription.
GCGGAUAGUUCCGGUUAGAUAAAAGUAAUCUUUGAACUGUCUAUCAGUUAGUUGUCUGUCGUACACCCCUGGACGUGGACUGCGUUUACAUUGUGCUUGUGAUUCUGUGUCAGACGUGGACUCUGGCUGGUAAACACCAGACUUGACACUAGCAGACGACACAGUGAGCAGACGACACUUUCAAAAUGAGCUCUCAAUCUCGAUCGGAAGACUCGCCAUCGCCUUCCCCAACCACUGAGGUAUCAAACAUGCCGAGCCUGUCGCUUUCUCCCGGCCCUAAAAACAAUGACCACGUGAAACGGCCCAUGAAUGCCUUCAUGGUGUGGUCAAGGGGACAGAGGAGGAAGAUGGCCCAGGAAAACCCGAAAAUGCAUAACUCGGAAAUCAGCAAGCGUCUUGGAGCCGAGUGGAAGUUACUUAAUGAAGAGGAAAAGAGGCCUUUCAUUGAUGAAGCCAAGAGACUCCGAGCUCUCCACAUGAAGGAGCAUCCGGAUUACAAGUACAGGCCAAGACGGAAGCCUAAAUCUCUGUUGAAGAAGGACAAAUACGCCUUCCCCAUCCCGAUGAUACCGGGUAUGAACACGAGUGCUCUCAGCAGCAUGGCUCACAACUUCGCAACUCUAUCAAGUCACCAUGAAUCUCUAUCAAGUGCUGCUCUCCUCAGUGAAAAAGCACGAGCUUUUCUACCCCCUACCUCCACCCAUGGACUAUACUCCCAUCUCGACCCCACGGGCAAGAUGGACAGCGGGAACCCUCUAGGACUACGGCACCCGGAGCUCCUGGGGAACCCGCUAUACAGCCCCUACCUCCAUACCCACAAUUCGGCCAUGGGAUUACCCCCGGCCGCCCAUGGGGGCUCCCACUCCGGGUUGCCAGGACAAUACCUCGUGCCAUGUUGCCCCCCUUCCUAUAUGCCGUCCCAAGACGUACACAGACCCGUAGCGUACCUUUUAGUCAAACCGGAGGACCAUUUCCGACACCCAGCUGUCAUAUAAGUGACGAUUACUAGCAGCUCAUGUGAAUGAUCUCAAUCGGCCCGAGGUGAUAACUAGGGCAUGUAUACCCGUGUGUCAAGUAACCACAGAACUCGCUCGGGUGUCUGUACCCUUAACACAGCCAUAACAUUCGUUACUCCAGUGCGGUGCAUGUGGAUAGUGUCAUUACUCAGAGAAAUCUAAUUGCUGAAUUUUCCACUUGGACGGCGAAGAGAGGGGAGUAUUUAAUGAACCAGAACAAAAACAUUUUUUCUAGAAAGUGUUGGAUGAGACUUUGUGAUUUUGAACUUGUAUACACUUCAUUAGAUCGGCUGGCUAGCGGUGGACACUGUUGAUUUUGGACUGAUGUGAUAAAUGUGCUGUCUAAUGUGCAAUCUGGAUGAUCCAUUCGCCACUUCGUCACCAUGCAUAAUGUAACAUUUCAUCGCAGCAGAUAUGAGGGAUUUCAAUGACUAUAGUAGCGGUUUCGUCGCCUCAGUCAUGAGGUUCGUAAACCAUGUGCAAUGCCUAGCCUCGUGCGACUAACAACGUCCUAGCAUCAUUUUCAUGUCACCGAAAUUACCCCAUGUACCAUAUUAUUCAUUUAGAAUCACCAAUGAUAAUUAUUUGUUUAAAAUGGAAAAAUUCUUGAUGAAAUUCAGAGUGUAAACGUUGACAAAAUCAAUAUUAUCAUUGUACUUUUUGAAUAUUUUUAUUUUAAAAAAAACAGCUAAACAAAACGGACGUGUGUUAACUGUCGCACUGGGUUUGGAAAACGACAUUGGCUUUAGUCGUGGUGGGGUCUCAGUUUUGUGCAAUAUAUUUAGAGUAACACACAAUAUAUCGAGAAGGACAAAUAUAGUGCUAGGCUUUAAAGUCAACAGGCUCUCGAAAUAAAACCAGACGGUCCUAUAUUGUUGUGUUUGUCACCUGAGUCCCCGUUCAGCUUGAGAUGGGCUUACUGUAGAUUUAAACAUCUCAGUUAAAGUAAAAGUGGCCUACGGGGCGUAUUAGCUUGAGCAAUCACCAUAUUACCUGUAAAUCACUCCUAAGUGGCGUAAUCUUUGAGGUUUAUCGAUUUAUGAUGUAAAUUAUGAUAUUUAAUCACCCUUUCCUUUGACAGUUUAAGUAUCAAAUACACGGUUCGAAAGCGAGAACAGUGAAUAAGAUGCAGGGUAUUGUGUCUAUUGCCUAACAUUCUUCCACACCUAUAAACGGAGAAACCUUUUGGGGAUAAAAAUCAGUAGUGACAAUAUCGCAUAUAUCUAAAUGGGUCAAUUUGAAUUUGUUUAUCGACACGAGGAAAUUACGGGGACUUUUACCUUAAAGACAGUUACAUAUUAUGUUGAAAUUCGCCAGUCAAUAUGUCUGUAUAACAAACGUUGUUAAAUUCAGCAUAAUAAUUUUGUUGUCUUUUAUAUGUUUAGUGCUAGCUAGCUCAAUUGUUAAAGUUUGAUUUUAGAAAUCUAUGAUGAAGAGCAGCGUCUUGUAUGUACUGUUAUCUGUGUUGCAUAUAGUAAGUACUGCCGACUAGGGUGCCGAGCACUCUGUCUGAAGACGUUAGCUUCACGGGAAAUAUGAAUGAAUAUUGUUGAAAAAUUAUAUUGACACAUUUGUUUCAUUCUUUUUGAGUAUUCAUAAUUUUAUUCUUUUUAUUGUGUACAAAAUGCUCAUGAAUUAAAUGAUGUAUAAAUCCA